CUGUUGCCUGUUGUCACGUCCGUCAACAUGUUUUUAUUUAACAGGUGUAUUUCAAGUUUCAACAUGUUUAGUUUAUCAAAACGUGAGCUUAAAAAAGUAUAAAAUUAGACACUAAUUAGACUGUGAUUGGAUAUCAAAAUUGGAUUCCUAUAUUUCUGUUUGUAUUAAUUUUUUUUUAAUUGAUAAAUUGACGGUAGAGUAAUAUCUAAAAAAAUCAGAUACAAAUUUUAGAAUUUAAUUUACAAUGAAACCAUCAAACAAUAAACGUCGAAAGACAUUUAAUCAGGAUUAUGAUCAUCCAUUCACUAAAAAUGAUAAAUGUUUAAUAAAUAAUAACACAAGUUAUAUUUCAACACAAUCCUUAACUUAUAAACGUAACAAGAUAGACCAUGAUGAUUAUGAUGAUUAUUCAUGUGACAUAAGAAUAAUGAAUGACUUUCUUAAUGAAGAUUGCCUGAUGAAACUAUUCACGUAUUUGUCAACAUGUGACAGACCCAAAAUUGCAUUGGUGUGUAAAAAAUGGAAUUAUGCUCUUAAUCGUACUUGGUCAAAUGUGAAAAGAAUUAAACUUUCUUAUUGGGCAUUUGAUGAUUGUCAAAAUUUUUUCCAAAGAAAUCCAACAAUUGGUGGAGGAUUUAAAUUUUUAUCAUCAUUGCUUGGUAAAUGUGGUUGAGAUUUAGAUAUACUAAAAAUGAAGAAUUAGUUAAUAUAUUUUCACGUAUGUCUAAAUUGAAAAUAUUAAAAAUUAUAUUUCAAAAUCGUUUUGCUAUACCUGAUACUGUACUUAGUUCAUUGAGAGACGUUGCUGAUACUUUGAAUGAACUCAGUCUAGCAAGUUGGAAUGAAUGCAAAUACGAUCGUGAAAUAUCACAUUUUUUAGUGAUUCCUUACCUAGAUGCCUUGGAACUAAUUUCCCAAUUAAAUGCACUUCAACAAGUUGAAUUUUUUGGUUUUAAAGUAAAUCAAUUAUUAGACGGUUAUCUAAAAAAAUCUAGCAUCAAAUAUCAUAAUCAUCAUCUUGUAAUACAACCAGAAAUUAAAUGUAAUUAUGACGAUCCAAGAUUCAAAUAUUUUCUUGGAGAUAACAUUUAUUCAAGAUCACGAUAUAAUAUUAGAGAUAAUUACGAGACAUUGGACAUGUUUGAUAGUGAAAUUACAGAUGAUUUUUUAUAUAAUAUUGCUAAUAAUAUAAAUGGAUUAAAAAAAUUACGUGUAUCAUGUAAAUGGGUAACUGAUGUUGGUAUAAAAGCAAUUACUAAAAUAAAGACAUUGGAACGUCUUCUUCUGCGUUGCUCUGAUAAUGAUCUCAUCACUGACUCUUCAAUUCAAUUGCUCAAAAAUCUGGAAUAUUUACAUUUACCAGGAAGCAAAAAUAUUACUGAUUAUUCAGUCACGAAAAUUGUUGAAAAUUCUACAAAAUUAAAAUUUCUGUCAUUUCUUGGCACUAGUGUAACUUCUGAAUUCAUCAAAAAAGCAUCAAAAAUAUCAGCAAGUCGUGAAAAGAUAUUACAUGUGUACUUUGAUUCUGAUGAUUUUACGAAUAUGCUAAAAUAUGAAUCACCAUAUUUUAGAAUUUUUAAACUUGAUCCAACUAAUUCUGAACAACCUGAUGCAAUUAUGUUAUUUGGAGGAUUAAAACAAAUAAAACUUAAUAAUCGAAUUAUUUAGUUUAAAUAAAAAAUGCAAAAUCA
Messenger RNA from Aphidius gifuensis, 1691 nucleotides. RefSeq lists its product as uncharacterized. Bases 245 to 673 code for a protein of 142 amino acids. The record is from RefSeq and is a predicted model, not a curated record. Gene Ontology annotation, molecular function: protein binding. The transcript has 6 exons. Lineage: Eukaryota; Metazoa; Arthropoda; Insecta; Hymenoptera; Braconidae.